Molecule: messenger RNA, 1657 nt
Organism: Moneuplotes crassus
Lineage: Eukaryota; Ciliophora; Spirotrichea; Euplotida; Euplotidae
Source: the annotation of a GenBank genome assembly
UAAAUAUUGAACGAUUCUUACUUUCUAAAUGUCAGGAUCAGAUAAGGCUACUAAAGGAUUUAUAAAACAGGAGUAUGAAGAGAAGAAAUUGAGCAUCCUAGAAGGCCUAGAUAGAGCCAUCAGCCACGCAAAGACUAAAUAGCAUGAUUAUUCAGGAAGAAGAACCUCAGAACAAAAAGAAAAGUGUCAGAAGUACGUACUAGGUUUCGCCGAGUCAAGGAGUUCCCAAAAAGUCCUUUUAAAAUCAAAAUUUUGAUGAAUGCCUCUCACCACUCUCAUAUAGAGAUGUUCUCAGUUAAGCUAAAAAUGACAGAUUUCAGGAAAGAAUUUGCACUGUCGCCUGAAAUCAAGAAGAAAUCUCAGAGGAAGUCUUCACCUGAAAAUGAUGAUGAAGAGUUCGAUUUCAAUGACAUAACUUCACGGCAAAAGUCACAGAGCAUGAAGUUCAAAGAGGUUGUUCCAAAGAUGAAAAAGACAACUCGUGCUAACCGGUUCCAAAAUUUUGAACUUUCAAAAAUCGAGGAAUCUGAAUGUGAGACUUAUGGGCAAGAAAGCAGUGAAUAUUUCAAAAUCACCGAGAGUAGCAUUGGGCUUGACACAGAAGCUGAAUUCAAGGGCAAGGCAAGACCUUCAAUUGAGACUCAAGACUCCCAGCAAUCUGAAGAGAAUGAACAGUCGGGUUCAAGUAGUAAACCUCCAAUUCAGAAUGAAACUUUGCAAAAAGUUUUCAAUGAUUUAACCCAUUCGAAUGGAAUAGAAAAAUCCUCCUCUAUAAGAAGAAGCAAAGUUGGUGAAAUGCAGCAAAAAGUGCCAGCAGAGUCAUAUAAAAAGGAGUACUUGAAGAAAUAUAGACCAAAGAUUACUCUUCGAACCUCUCACGUUUGGCUGCAUCAUGUCAAGGGUGAUGGAAAAAUUCGAAGCAUGCUAAAGAAUUUCUCAUCCAAUCGGAAAAUGUCGACUGAUGCCCAAAAGUCUAGGAAGCAUCCUGCAACAGAGAUGCCUCAAAUGCAAUACAAAAAUGAUUUGUGACACCUUCUUUACAUUUGUGAGCAGUUUCGAGAGAAGAAAUUAAACGAAAUUUCGGGUAAUGAAUUUGUCCAGUAUCUCUCAGUACCAGGGAUCAAGAAAAUUCAAAGGCUUCUCAAGGAGAUCAAGCAACAGAUCAUUCACGUCCGAAGGGCAAGGAUGCAAACAGAUAUGACUCUUGAAGACCAGCAGUCGCUGAUCUCCAAAAUAAAUGUGCUAGCUCUUGACUUAAAAGCAGCCAUUGAUAAAUAAAAUUUGUCAGUUAAAGUUUGUUUUGAAGAAAAAUGAUGCAGAGAAAGAGUCUUCAAUUCCUAGAAUCGAGCCAAAUAGGAGCAUAAUUCAUACAAUCCAGAAGACAACAUUAGGGCAUUUUAGUAUUAACAGGAAGAACAAAGUCAUCAAGAGUUUGAAGAAGCAUCUACCCGAGAAUGUUUCAUCGAGGAACCAAUCCGACCCUCAAACAAUAGGAGAUCGUCGAGCCUCGGCUACUACUCGUUUUAGGAGUCUCAAAUUUCCUAAUGUUCGGUACUCAAAAUCUAGGCGGAGAAAGCCAAGACUGGGACUCAGACGGAACUUAGAUGGACUCCGGAGGUCUAUUGAGCCUUGCAUGAAUCAAAAAUUAUUACAUUAA